Molecule: messenger RNA, 652 nt
Organism: Adelges cooleyi (spruce gall adelgid)
Lineage: Eukaryota; Metazoa; Arthropoda; Insecta; Hemiptera; Adelgidae
Exons: 3
Coding region: 72-557 (161 amino acids)
Source: RefSeq, a predicted model, not a curated record
UAUUCAUUUUGUAGCUCAGAAUAAAAACUCAUAUUAACUAAAAAAGCCUAUAAUUAAUCUUAUACGUUAAAAUGUUUUUUAAACUAAUUAUUUUUUUAACAUGUUGGUCAAUAUUUAAUUGUACAAAGGAAAAAUCCGAACAGGAGGAUGAAGCUGUACUCCAAGUUUUCAAGGAGGCUAUGGAACAUUUUAAUCAAACAUCUGGUCUUAAGAUGAACGAAUUUUUACUGAUUGUUGGUGACGAUGAGGACACUCUAGACACUAUUAAAUUUUACUUCGAGAUAACUCCACAAGCAAAACAUUUAAGGGAUAAUAUAACUGAAGAAAUAUUUGUUGGUUUGGUUAAAAUAAUUUGUAGCGUUUGUAGCGUUCCUUUAAUGCAUCUAGUUGAAUAUAUGAUGAUUCAAAUUACAAAUCUAAAGUCGCCUAACGGAACAACAAGUAGUAAAAAAACUUUUGAGCGAAAUGAAUCAAUUGCUAGUAAUAAUCCAACUGAAUCAUCUUCUAGUAAUCAGCCAACUGAAUCAUCUUCUAGUAAUCGGCCGUCUAAACAAUGAUAAUAAAAAAAAUUAUUAUUAUUAUUGUAAUUCGUAACACUUUAUAUUAAAUAUUACAAAUGUUCUAAUAAAUCAAAUAUUGCAGUAAAACCAAA